Molecule: messenger RNA, 3777 nt
Organism: Fukomys damarensis (Damara mole-rat)
Lineage: Eukaryota; Metazoa; Chordata; Mammalia; Rodentia; Bathyergidae
Gene: Atxn2
Product: ataxin 2
Exons: 24
Coding region: 65-3253 (1062 amino acids)
Biological process (GO): cytoplasmic stress granule assembly
Cellular component (GO): cytoplasmic stress granule
Molecular function (GO): RNA binding
Source: RefSeq, a predicted model, not a curated record
AGGUCGGAACAGUAGCAAAGGAUUGCCUCAGUCUACGAUUUCUUUUGAUGGAAUCUAUGCAAAUAUGAGGAUGGUUCAUAUACUUACAUCAGUUGUUGGAUCCAAAUGUGAAGUGCAAGUGAAAAACGGAGGUAUAUAUGAAGGAGUUUUUAAAACAUACAGUCCUAAGUGCGAUUUGGUACUUGAUGCUGCACAUGAGAAAAGUCCAGAAUCCAGUUCGGGCCCAAAACGUGAAGAAAUAAUGGAGAGUAUUUUGUUCAAAUGUUCAGACUUUGUUGUGGUGCAAUUUAAAGAUAUGGACUCCAGUUUUGCAAGAAGAGAUGCUUUUACUGACUCAGCUAUCAGUGCUAAAGUGAAUGGUGAACACAAGGAGAAGGACCUGGAGCCCUGGGAUGCCGGGGAACUCACAGCCAGUGAAGAGCUAGAGGCUUUGGAAAACGAUGUUUCUAAUGGAUGGGAUCCCAAUGAUAUGUUUCGAUAUAAUGAAGAAAAUUAUGGUGUAGUAUCUACGUAUGAUAGCAGUUUAUCUUCAUAUACGGUACCCUUAGAGAGGGAUAACUCCGAAGAAUUUUUAAAACGAGAAGCAAGGGCAAACCAGUUAGCAGAAGAAAUUGAAUCAAGCGCUCAGUACAAAGCUCGAGUGGCCCUGGAAAAUGAUGAUAGGAGCGAGGAAGAAAAAUAUACAGCAGUUCAGAGAAAUUCCAGUGAACGUGAUGGGCACGGCAUAAACACUAGGGAAAAUAAAUAUAUUCCUCCUGGACAAAGAAAUAGAGAAGUUAUAUCCUGGGGAAGUGGGAGACAGAAUUCACCGCGUAUGGGCCAGCCUGGAUCCGGCUGCAUGCCAUCAAGAUCCACUUCACACACUGCAGAUUUCAACCCGAAUUCUGGUUCAGACCAAAGAGUAGUUAAUGGAGUUUUUAUACUUUCCUUCAUAUCAUUUGUUCUGUCAGGUGUUCCCUGGCCAUCGCCUUGCCCAUCUCCUUCCUCUCGCCCACCUUCUCGCUACCAGUCAGGUCCCAACUCUCUUCCACCUCGGGCAGCCACCCCUACACGGCCGCCCUCCAGGCCCCCCUCGCGGCCAUCCAGACCCCCGUCUCACCCCUCUGCUCAUGGUUCUCCAGCUCCUGUCUCUACUAUGCCUAAACGCAUGUCUUCAGAAGGGCCUCCAAGGAUGUCCCCAAAAGCCCAGCGGCACCCUCGAAAUCACAGAGUCUCUGCUGGGAGGGGUUCCAUAUCCAGUGGUCUAGAGUUUGUAUCCCCCAACCCACCAAGUGAAGCAACUACUCCUCCAGUGGCAAGGACCAGUCCCGCAGGGGGAACAUGGUCAUCAGUGGUCAGUGGGGUUCCAAGAUUAUCUCCCAAAACUCAUAGACCUCGGUCUCCCAGACAGAACAGUAUUGGAAGUACUGCCAGUGGGUCAGUUCUUGCUUCUCCCCAAGCUGGUAUUAUUCCGGCUGAAGCUGUUGCCAUGCCUAUUCCAGCUGCAUCUCCUACACCUGCAAGUCCUGCAUCCAACAGAGCUGUGACCCCGUCUAUUGAGGCUAAAGAGUCCAGACUUCAGGAUCAGAGGCAGAAUUCUCCUGCAGGGAAUAAAGAAAAUAUUAAACCCAGUGAGACAUCACCUCCCUUCUCAAAAGCUGAAAAUAAAGGUAUAUCACCAGUUGUUUCUGAACAUAGAAAACAGAUUGAUGAUUUAAAGAAAUUUAAGAAUGAUUUUAGGUUACAGCCAAGUUCCACUUCUGAAUCUAUGGAUCAAGUACUAAACAAAAAUAGAGAGGGAGAAAAAUCAAGAGAUUUGAUCAAAGAGAAAAUUGAAUCAAGUGCUAAAGAUUCUUUCAUUGAAAAUAGCAGCAGCAACUGCACCAGUGGCAGCAGCAAGCCAAGCAGCCCCAGCAUCUCCCCUUCAAUACUUAGUAACACAGAGCACAAGAGGGGCCCUGAGGUCACAUCCCAAGGGGUGCAGACUUCUGGUCCUGCGUGUAAACAGGAGAAGGAUGAUAAAGAGGAGAAGAAAGAUGCAGCUGAGCAAGUUAGAAAGUCAACAUUGAAUCCCAAUGCAAAGGAGUUCAACCCUCGUUCUUUUUCUCAGCCAAAGCCUUCUACCACCCCAACUUCACCUCGUCCUCAAGCACAACCUAGCCCAUCUAUGGUGGGUCAUCAGCCGCCAACUCCAGUUUAUACUCAGCCUGUUUGUUUUGCACCAAAUAUGAUGUAUCCAGUUCCAGUGAGUCCAGGCGUCCAACCUUUAUACCCAAUACCCAUGACGCCCAUGCCAGUGAAUCAAGCCAAGACAUAUAGAGCAGGUAAAGUACCAAAUAUGCCUCAGCAACGGCAAGACCAGCAUCAUCAGAGCACCAUGAUGCACCCAGCCUCAGCAGCAGGCCCGCCCAUCGUAGCCACCCCGCCAGCGUACUCCACUCAGUAUGUGGCCUACAGUCCUCAGCAGUUCCCAAAUCAGCCACUAGUUCAACAUGUGCCACAUUAUCAGUCUCAACACCCUCAUGUCUACAGUCCUGUGAUACAGGGUAAUGCUAGAAUGAUGGCACCGCCUGCACAUGCCCAGCCUGCGUUAGUGUCUUCUUCAGCAACUCAGUACGGGGCUCAUGAGCAGACGCAUGCAAUGUAUGCAUGUCCCAAAUUACCAUACAACAAGGAGACAAGCCCUUCUUUCUACUUUGCCAUUUCCACGGGCUCCCUCGCGCAGCAGUACGCACACCCUAAUGCUACCCUGCACCCACAUACUCCACAUCCUCAGCCUUCAGCCACACCCACUGGACAGCAGCAGAGUCAGCACGGUGGAAGUCAUCCUGCACCCAGUCCUGUUCAGCACCAUCAGCACCAGGCCGCCCAGGCUCUCCAUCUGGCCAGUCCACAGCAGCAGUCAGCCAUAUACCACGCGGGGCUUGCACCAACCCCACCUUCCAUGACGCCUGCCUCCAAUACGCAGUCGCCACAGAAUAGUUUCCCAGCAGCACAACAGACCGUCUUCACAAUUCACCCUUCUCAUGUCCAGCCAGCAUAUACCAACCCGCCCCACAUGGCCCAUGUACCUCAGGCUCAUGUACAGUCAGGAAUGGUUCCUUCUCAUCCAACUGCCCAUGCGCCAAUGAUGCUAAUGACGACACAGCCACCCGGCGGUCCCCAGGCCGCCCUCGCUCAAAGUGCACUACAGCCCAUUCCAGUCUCGACAACAGCGCAUUUCCCCUAUAUGACGCACCCUUCAGUACAAGCCCACCACCAACAGCAGUUGUAAGGCUGCCCUGGAGGAACCGAAAGGCCAAAUUCCCUCCUCCCUUCUACUGCUUCUACCAUCUGGAAGCACAGAAAACUAGAAUUUCAUUUAGUUUUUAAAAAAUAUACGUUGAUUUCUUGUAACAUUCAAUAGGAAUGCUAACAGUUCACUUGCAGUGGAAGAUGUUUGGACCGAGUAGAGGCAUUUAGGAACUUGUGGGCCGUUCCAUAAUUCCAUGUGCUGUUUCAGAGUCCCGCAGGAACCCCAGCUCUGCUUGCCAAAACUGGAAGUUAUUUAUUUUUUAAUGGCCCUUGAAAGUCAUGAACACAUCAGCUAGCAAAAGAAGUAACAAGAGUGAUUCUUGCUGCUAUUACUGCUUUAAAAAAAAAAAAAUCAAGACUUAGCCCUUUUACUAAACUUGACAAAGGUUCAGUAAAUUCUUACCGUCAAACUGAUGGAUUAUUAUUUAUAAAUCAAGUUUGAUGAGGGGAUCACUGUCUACAGUGGUUCAACUUUUAAGUUAAGGGAAAUACUUUUACUUUGUA